Molecule: messenger RNA, 6153 nt
Organism: Uloborus diversus
Lineage: Eukaryota; Metazoa; Arthropoda; Arachnida; Araneae; Uloboridae
Gene: Camta
Product: calmodulin-binding transcription activator 1-like
Exons: 22
Coding region: 52-4395 (1447 amino acids)
Biological process (GO): regulation of transcription by RNA polymerase II
Cellular component (GO): nucleus
Molecular function (GO): protein binding; double-stranded DNA binding; transcription coregulator activity
Source: RefSeq, a predicted model, not a curated record
GGAGCCGCCGGCCGACGUUCUCCGAGGUUUCUCCUCGGAUGGCUAUGGCCAAUGACGAUCGUCCGAAAGCUCUCCGUUGUCCAGCUGCACAUCAAAGAGGAUGGCCGACUCUUCCCCGUCUACCAGCUUCUCCAGCGACAGAACCACGCCGCUACCACCCAUAACACUACCAUGACGCAAGCUGAAGAGAGCCGACCAGUUCUUCCCGAAAGCCUGGAAAGCAUACCGAAAGCAGAUUAUUUUCCCAACCAGCGUCACCGCUGGAAUACAAAUGAGGAAAUAGCAUCGCUUCUCAUCAGCUUUGAACGUCAUGAAGACUGGUUAUCAAAAGAAGUUAAGAUCAGGCCCAAGAGCGGCUCCAUGCUGCUGUACAGUCGCAAAAGGGUUCGCUAUCGUAGGGAUGGUUAUUGCUGGAAAAAGAGGAAAGAUGGCAAAACCACUCGGGAAGAUCACAUGAAACUGAAAGUGCAGGGCACGGAGUGCAUUUAUGGAUGUUAUGUACAUUCAGCUAUACUACCGACAUUUCAUCGGCGUUGUUAUUGGCUGUUACAAAAUCCAGACAUAGUUCUAGUUCACUAUCUCAAUGUCCCAUACAGCGACGACAAUAAACUCUUGGUUACACCGAGUCUCAGUUACUGUGCUGACAAAAAGGAAUGGACGAAGGAGGAGCUUGUUUCACAGCUAAAACCUAUGUUUUAUAGUGAAAACGAGCCUGAUCUGAACAAUGAAUUAGAAAUUUCAACAGCAGAAACUGUAGAGGCAAUUGUGCAACAGUUGAUGGAGAAGCAACGUGCCAAGUCUACCGCACGAACACACGAGUGUGCUUGUGACAACGCACCCAAGGGAACUGCUUCAGCAGCUGACAAGAAAUGCACUCAUACCUUUCACAGGAUCAUUUCUCCUAAGACCCAUUCCCGAGGCGUCCUGGCCGCCGUGAGCACGGCUGCUGCAAACUCUACGACCUUGUCGACUACGUCGUCGACCCACUCCUCGUCGACCACCACGACGGUCCUGACGUCAGCCAAGUCCGAAGACGCCCCGACGACCAAGCGGGCCACCGUGGCUGUGUCUGGUGUCACCCCGCGGCCCGGGAGCGUCAUCCUGGCCCCGUGUCGCCCCAUCCUGCAGGACGGGAAGCACGAGGUCGCCAUCGGCAACCACGGAUCCGGCGGCGGAUCGGCGACCGCCGCCACCUCGCUGAUCCUGAACCUGUCGCAGCUCCAGGGUGGCGGCGGACUCCUGAUCCUGAACAGCGCCGCCGCCGCCUCGGGCGUCGGGCUCACGUCAGCGUCCGUGACGCCGGUCACCUUCCUCUGCGGUCAAGACACGACGGCCGCCACCGCCAUGAGGACUAUAACGACCCACGCGCUGCAUAGCGCAAUGGAUACAUCGGACAGUCCGGCCACGAAGCCCGCCAAGAAGCAGCAGGCCCUCGGCAGCGUCAAGACGGAAGUCGAGGAGGGCCUGGAAUCCGCUCUGAAGAGGGACGUCAACUUCUCGUCGAACGUGCCGUCGAGCAAGGACCCUGACCUGUGCAGCGUCAUGGAAGAGCUGUCUUCGGAAACCAAGGACCUGCCCCUGAAUCUCUUCGAAGACUCUCUGGCCAUGUCCCACGAUGAUAUCCAUCGCACUCUGCUAGCCAACAUGCCUCCGCCCAAGUACGUCGUGCAGGACUCGAACCCUCAGAUCUCAGUCAAGCUGGAACCUUCUCAUUCGUCGGACAAUGUGAUAGUGGAUCUGAACCCCAUGGACUUCAUCGACAACGACAUUUCGACGCCGGACGAGGAAGUCUUUAACAUGGACACGUUCGACAUCCUGAGUGACCUCCCCAACCUCGACGAUCUGAACCCGGACCUCGCUCCCAGCAGCGGCCUGUCCAGCAGCAGUUCGUCGACGCCCGUAAGUAAUGGUUCCUUUGCUGCCAAGACUAACCAUUCAGCGAUGGAUUACAGAGAAGGAACUGCAAACAUCACUGAUUAUUCCCCUGACUGGUGUUACACUGAGGGUGGUGUUAAGGUUCUUGUCACAGGACCUUGGUAUUCAUCCUCUUCCCCUUAUACCAUUUUAUUUGAUGGAGUUAGUGUGCCAACUACAUUAGUUCAAAGUGGUGUACUUAGAUGCUAUAGUCCAGCUCAUGAAACCGGCUUAGUAACUCUUCAAGUUGCCUGUGAAGGCUUUGUUAUAUCAAAUUCAGUAUUUUUCGAGUAUAGACAAAGACAAUCUGCUACCAAUAUAAAAUCUGAGGACUGGUUUUCUGUUGAAGAUAGCACAUUGAAGCUUUCACUCUUGGAGAGACUUGAAAUCAUGGAAACAAAGCUAACAUUCAACUUGGAUAGUUCUUCUGCUGGUCUAACAACAAAUAGUGUGGUUCAGAAUGCUAACGAUGAACAAAAGUCCUUCGAAGACAGGCUGGUGACUCUCUGCCAGAAGUUCAUGACUGGCAGUUGGAAUCGCCACGAUGACGUCACUCCCAUCGCUACCACCACUUGCUCGGACCUGACACUACUCCACUUGGCUGCGGCAUUAGGGUUCUCACGUCUCGUCUGCACUCUGCUGCAUUGGAGAACUGAGAACUCUUCACUUAUGCUUCAGCGAGAAGUGGACGCUAUGAGCCAGGACAAGUGGGGCUGCACUCCACUGAUGUGGGCUUGUGCCUUGGGAUUCACUGAAGUGGCUUUGUUGUUGUAUCAGUGGAAUUUAGCUGCUUUAAAAGUGCCCAAUAACAGAGGUGUCACGCCUCUCACUGUCGCUUCUGAAAGAGGGCAUGAUGAUCUCGUGGAACAGAUUGAGAAAUUGGAAUUUAUUUUUCUUUUCAUUUUUAGUCCUGAUCAAGACAUAUCUGCUGGCCUGAAGCUGGAAGACUCUAAUUCGAAUAUAUCAAUGAAGCACCUGGAUCAGUUACUGGCGAACAUGUCAAAUUCUCCCUCGAGGAUGAAAACCACGUCAGCCAGUGCCAAAGAGUCACAACCAGUUUCGAGUCAGAGAACUUCAACAAAAACCUCAUCUUUUUCAUUGUCCGACGUUUUGGAUCAUCCGAGUCCGGAAAGCCAAUCUUACAGCUUGCAUUUGAACGAAAGUAGUUUAUUGUCUUUCUUAAAUGUUCAUCCUUCAAGUACUAGAGACAGAUAUAACAUUAACUCAUCAAAAAUGAAGAAAGAUGUUUCUACUUCCCCUCCAUCCCUCAUACAAAAUAGUGAUAAAAAUAAAAGUCCUCUUGCAGACAUCAUAGCCUCAGAUGACGAGCCAGAUGGACAAUAUUCUAAUGCAGCCACUGAAGGAAGCACUUUAUCGAGUCGUCGUGACAGUUGCAGCAGCUGUGACCUUAACUUACCCAUGAAUAGCGAAGCCGACAACAGGGUACUCACUUUAGCAGAGCACAUCAUCGCGGCCAUGCCAGACCGAAUCAAAGCCACUGCGAACACAGACUCCGAAGAGAUGUCUUUUCGCAGCGGAGAUGACUACACAGAUGGGAGAUGCAUGUCAAUAGAGCAGAACCCUCCAGAUUUGGAAAUGUGCCCAAUUGAUGAUUCACCUCCGCCACUUCUGAAUGAGGAAUUCAACUUUGAUCAUACAUACAGGUACUGUGAAACCAGUACUCCUGUGUCAUCAUUAAGUCCUGCUUCAUCAUCAUGCUUACAGAGCCCUUCAAGUUUCACCUUGGAUUCUCCAUCACCUCCACCCACUACCGCUGAUUUUUGUGAAUUCUUUCAGGCAUCUGGCAAAAUAAUGGAAAAAGACUUUUCCAAGCUGACUUUGUCAGACCGAGAACAGCGAGAAUUAUAUGAAGCUGCCAAAAUCAUCCAAAAAGCUUACAGAUCUUACAAGGGACGUAAACGCCAAGAGGAACAAGAGAAAGAGAAAGCUGCUGCAACUCUCAUUCAAACAUAUUACAGGCGAUACAAACAAUACAUGUAUUACAAGCAAAUGACUAAGGCUGCCCAGCUGAUCCAGAGCCAAUUUCGCAACUACUGCGAACACAAGCGCUUCAAGAAAUGGAAGGAAAGUGACGCUGACUGUAUUUCUCCAGCACUUGGUAGCUCACCAAGCUCUGCUGCGGGACCCUCUGCUGCAAGCUUGCAGUCCCUUUACUGGACGCUGGCAGAGUCUGAGCGCAGGCUCAACUCCAGUAGGGAAGGCACUCCAACAUCCUCAACCCUCAAGAGAACGUAUUCACAGAGAAGACAACACCAAGCAGCUAGAAAAAUACAGCAGUUUCUCAGGCAGUCAAAAAACAAAUUACAGAGAGAACGUGCAUUAGCUGCCGAAAGAGAGAAGCAACUGGUGGAAGCACAGAGUCUGCCGCCUCUGCGCCUAAAAUACCAGGAACUGCCUUCUGACAAAAGGCUCGCUUCUGAUUCCAAAGGUCUGAAGAACGAAGAUAAAGAUAACACUUGAAAAAAAGCGUUCAGAAAUUGGUUUCACUUGAAGCAUGCUACUUGCUUGAAGAAGAGUAUGUAAAAAUUUACCUCCAGCAUGUCUGAAUUAACUCCUACACUGCCACUAGUCAUCCUGCAGUGAGCAACCACUCGCAGAAAUGCAGUGGGGUGGAAAUUUUUAUGAAGAGGAAACGUGAAAUCAUCAUCCGUACUUUCUGUUCACUCGUUUUUUGUUCAUAAAAAAAGCGCAGCGGGAAAUUUUUAGAUUAUGUUAUAUGCCCAUGCAAUUUUCCUCCAAGUGUGAUAUUUUUGAAUGGAAAUUGGUACUUAUUAUGCCAAUUAUGGAAAUUACCGGUGCUUGUUUGGGAUAGCUUUUCACUCCGUAAAUAAUCAGCCCGUGUUUCGCAAUUGGAGUUUUGUUGCUUUAAAAUGCCUUUCCUACUUACUGUAAUGUGUAAGCGUUAUAAGGGUACUUCAUUAACUUUAAAGCAUUCAUUCAUGUCAAAAUAUCAAACAUUGCCGAUAUAUAUAUAUAAACAUAUAUAUAUAUAUAUAUUCAUAAAUAUAUCUAGAGUUUUUCUUUGUGGCUGUGAUAUGUGUGUAUUAAGAAUAUAUUUCCCAUAAUUUGUAUCCUUGUAUAAAUAUAAACACCUGUGUUAGUAAACAUAUUGUUAUUGUUGAAUCUCAUAAUUUCUUAGUACUUUACGUAUACAGUGUUAUUGUAUGUGUGGCUAAAUCACAAUGCUAAGCUUUCUUUGGACUUUCGGUCAGUUUACACUUAAUAUUUAAUGAAAUUGAGCAUUUUGUACUUGGAUGUAACUGUCUUUUUUUUUUAUUUGACCACUUCAUGUUGAGUUUAUCCAUUUACGUCAUGUAGUGUUUCGAUUUAUUGAUGAGCAACGUUUUAACUUAAAAUCCUGUAAAUAGUUGUUGAUUGUUGACAGUUUGUAUUUUCCUAGGAUGAUAUAGAAGUUAAGUCUGAGCAAAGAUUAAAUUUGAUUAAGUGGUGACUUGAGAGUUCUACAUUUGUGAUCGUUUGCAUUUUUAACAUAGAAGGCAAAACCUCAAGCUCCCUCUUAAUCAUUGUUCUGUUUUAUGAAAUGCGUAUUAUUUUUUAAUAUUGGAAAUGUUUCUUGCUUUGCCAAAUGAUCUGUGAUGUGAAAUUAAUCUAGUUUAAUAAAAAUUCGUAACAUUUGCUACAUUUUGUCCAUCUAGUAACAUGGCCGUCUCAAAUUUAACAUAAGGAUUGAUGGUGUAGUUUUUGAAAAAAAUCCUAUUUCGAACAUUAAUUUAAAAAAAUCUUUCUGGCUGAGUUAUAUUUAAUGCCAAAUAUUUAGAUUUAGUUUACUACAGCUCAUAAGUUAGCUGCAGACACUUACAACAAAGAUCAUUGUUGAAAACUUGAGUGAGCUGCAAACCUGAUUCAACUUGGUGUAAACACACCCAGCAAUAAUUUGUUAUUAAUCACUCCUUCAUUUGUAUUAUUCCAGGAUUAAAAUUUUGUUUAUGUUUGUCCUGUUUUUCCAAACAAUGUGCUGAGUCAUAUUUAAAGCUCUAUCUCUAUUUUUAUUAGGUCUUUGCUUCCGUAGAUGUAAAUCCUUUACCCCAUAGAAAUAUGUUAUUGUUUACUCUCCUAUAGAAACCAGCCAGUUUCUCUUUUAGGCCUUGUAUUAUAUUGCAGAUGGCCAUGGUCUAGAAACCAUGAGUUUUUAUGGCAAAAGUUAAAGUCUGUCCAAAAGAUUAAAAAUGGCUAAAAUUCUAUUGUCAAAAAAAAGAA